Messenger RNA from Prorocentrum cordatum, 2150 nucleotides. NCBI's taxonomy places the organism in Eukaryota, Dinophyceae, Prorocentrales, Prorocentraceae. The record is from the annotation of a GenBank genome assembly.
CCCCUGCGUAUCCGUACUGGCUCCCAGACCGAAGCUUUGAUCUUCGCGUAACCGAACUUCAUACAGCGUUGGUCACCGCCCCCGCGGGCCUAUCCAGGAUACGACUCCAUGGCCUGCUGCCGGCUGCAGAUGCUGGCUUUGCUGUGCCUUGCCAGUGUCGGCAGCAGCAUGACCCUGCAUCUCUCGGGAAAACACAAGGGAAACCACCGACACAGGGCGAAGCACAGCAUCCGCGGACGUGCGUCGAGCCCACCAGUGUCUGAGCUCCCUGAGUGGCAGCAGAAUGUCUCUCGCGUGCUCGAAGUCGAAGGCAUCGAGAACCCCGAGACGAAAACGGCCAUAGUCACAUUCGCAGGCAAGAGAGACCUGUCGUACAUCGAUGGGGCAGUCAUGCUUGGACACUCCAUCCUGAAGCACGUGCCAGGCUACCCCAUGGUUGCCCUGGUCAUCGAGGGCAUGAAGGUGAAGAACCAAAACCUCCUCAUCAGCGCUGGGUGGACAUUGGCCAUUGUUCCGAACUGGGAGGGGGAGUAUUGCGGAGCGGAUUGCGACACGACUUUCUUGGGGCGGUGGCACGACAGUUUCGAGAAGAUCAACGCAUUUCGGUUGCCUUUCCGUCGCGCUCUCUUCCUGGAUUCGGACACGUACGUUUUCAGCAGUAGGCUCACGGAGAUGAUCACGUCUGAGCUGCCUGAUGGACACAUCGCAAUGGCCAAGGAUGGUUGCAAAGACGAGUACAACAGCGGAGUGAUGUUCUACAAGCCUAAUCUGGAGGUGUUUAAGGAUAUGCUCGUCAUGGUCGCCAACCGUAGACGGGAGAAGAUCCUCGAUCAAGAAUUGGUUAAUUCGGCAUAUGAAAACAUGGUGGUCGAAUUCCCUCGUGAGUUCAACUGCGUCGACACCCUAGGCAUCCAGCCCGGUCAGAGGAAGGCCUGCGAGUUCCACUGCAGCGCCAAUGCCGUUGUCGCCCACUUCACUGGCCAUCCAAAGCCUACGUCCGCAAAGCGAAGGCUGCUCGAGCUCGUCCGCAAACCAGGCUCGCCUGAGAUUGCGUGCAUGAACACAAAUUUUGGGUCGUGCGCGAAGUGGUCAGAGUACUACUGCGACAUCCGCGAGAACUCCAAAAACGUGUCCCAGGACUUGCAGCACGCGCUCAAGAAGACAGGAUACUGCUGCCACGGGGCAACAGCGAGCAAGGAGUCCUGCAAGGAGUGCCCCGCCCUUAUGAAGGUUUCGGGCUCUAAGCUCAUCGGGAAGCCCGAACAGGACAUCGACGGAACAUACGUUAAGACGAACAUUAAACCUGUCAAGUUCAACGGCGGCAAGCCCAUCUAUGUCAUACCGAAGACAGUGAAAAAUGGCAGCCCUCUGUACCUGUACUACUCUCAGCCCAACGUCAUGUGGUUCAUCGGGCGCAAGUACGACUCCAACCAGUUCGUGGACUUUGUCUCCUACGCUGGCAAGGAGGCGCAGUGCCCAAGGGACGCGGGGGCGUGGCAGUUCCAGCUCGAUGGCCAGAUGAAGAUCCGUCCAAUCUCCGUGAAAGCCGUGUCCAAGCCGCCCGACGCUCCCAGCGACACAGACCGCAUCGUGUGGAACGUCGAGACCCACGAGUGGGAGCGCGAGGAGGUGGGGCAGGCGGGGCAGAGCUCCUUCGACGACGACGACGACGACAACGCGAAGGCCUGAGGCGGCCCAUGCUCUCCCCCUGCAUCCGUUUCUCACGGUAUGGGCCCUCCACCUCUUCCUCUUCCUCAUCCACCUCCUUCUCCUCCGCCUGUUUCCCUUCACUCACGGACACAAUAGUCUGGCGCCAGCUCAGCUGCGUGCAACACGCACAUGAGCACGAACAAUAGCCUCAGGGGGCAUCGCAAUACCGCGUCACGGUCGCGUACCAGGCUGCGACGGCUUGCAAUGAAUGUAGCGCCACAGAUGCGCAAGUGCAGCCUCGCCCUGCGCUCCUCGGACAGCGUGCGCAUGUGUCUCACAGCUCCGCGUCCUUCUCGGUCGCCCUCUCUUCCUCCUGAAGAUGGGCAGCGCCAGCUGGAGUGAAAAAAACAUGGUGCACGCAAGAAUGGUGCACCCUCCCAUCAGGACGUGCGAACGCGGGCCGACGUCAUGCGUGGGCCAGUCCUCGGGCCGGGCCCUCC